AUGGAUAUGAGCAGCAUGGAUCAUUCGUCCUCUUCCUCAUCAUCAUCCUCAUCAUCCAUGACCAUGUCGAUGGCAAUGGUCUUCGUUAAUGCCCAAGAUACACCCCUGUUCUCAAAUCAGUGGACACCGUCAUCCAGUGGCGCGUACGCUGGCACGUGCAUCUUCCUUAUCAUUCUAUCGAUUAUUGGCCGACUCCUGGUUGCGUUCAAGGGCGUCAUGGAGCAGCACUGGUUGAAUGCUCAUCUGAAUCGUCGCUACGUGGCCGUCGCGGGCAAGUCAACGGAAGCUGGUCGUAUCGACGCCGAUCCCGAUGCCAAAGUAGCUUCACUCGUAUCAGCGCAAGGGGUGGAAGAGUCCGUUAAAGUCGUGCGCCGGGCUACACACGAGCCCCUUCCGUUCAGAUUUAGCGUCGAUUUGCCGCGAGCAUUCCUUUUCCUCUUAAUUACAGGAGUAUCAUAUCUACUCAUGUUGGCUGUCAUGACAAUGAAUAUUGGCUACUUCUGCUCUGUGCUGGGUGGUGCUUUUCUAGGCGAACUGGCCGUAGGGCGGUAUAUUCAAUGGAAUGAGCAUAGCCAUUGA
This is a messenger RNA of Aspergillus oryzae RIB40, 579 nucleotides long. Its product is annotated as copper transporter family protein. The transcript is spliced from 2 exons. Gene Ontology annotation, molecular function: copper ion transmembrane transporter activity. Gene Ontology annotation, cellular component: plasma membrane. The coding region runs from base 1 to 579 and encodes 192 amino acids. The record is from RefSeq and is a predicted model, not a curated record. Gene Ontology annotation, biological process: copper ion transmembrane transport; intracellular copper ion homeostasis. Lineage: Eukaryota; Fungi; Ascomycota; Eurotiomycetes; Eurotiales; Aspergillaceae.